AAUUAAAAACAUCCCGUCCACGGGCGUGACUCUGCGGGGGAUAGAGCACCCCCUCCGCGCGCCGUGCCGCCUCCUCCUUCCGCGCCCCACCUCCCACCCCAUUCAACCUGUCCCAGAGCGCAUCCUCACACACACUCUUUCGGCCCCCGCGUGCUAGGCGGUGGCGGUGACCGAGGGGGCUUGGCAGACGCCUCGGCAUUCGCCGGGUUUCUCGUGGACACACUCGGGACUUCCCAACCGGGCUGGAGGUGGGGGACUGCGGCAGGGCAGGGACCUCGACGGCGUCUCCCCUUCCCAGCCCCAGUCACCUAGGAGCGCGCCGCCGCCCGGGGGAGGAGAGCCCAGGGAUUGCCCCCGGGUGGGGGUGGAGGUGGAGGAGUGAAGGGCCAGGAGGAGGCAGAGCCCGCAGGGAGGCGAAGGGGAGGGCGGCGAGUGGGCGGAAGGCAGAGGAGAGCCAGGAGAGGACUGGCCAGCGGAGUAAAGAGAGCGUAUUAGAAUAAAAAUCAGGCGCACGCGGGACGCAUGCGCGCGGCCGGCGAAGGAGACCCGGCCGGAGCUUCCCCACCCGCUGGUCGGCGGGACAGUGGCACGUGCAUGGGAUCAGAACGGAUGGAGAUGCGGAAACGGCAGAUGUCUGCGGCCCAGGAGAUCCCGGGCGCCUCCCCAGGCCAGCACACAGUGGGCGGCCGGGGGUCCAAUGCUUGCUGCUUCUGCUGGUGCUGCUGCUGCAGCUGCUCAUGUCUCACUGUCAGAAACCAAGAAGAUCAGAGACCCAGGAGGGCUUCCCAUGAACUCAGAACAGAAGAGCUCCCAACAUGUGAAGAAAGCCCGACUCCAACUCUGGAAGAAGUGAGCGCCUGGGCCCAAUCGUUUGACAAGCUAAUGAUCACACCAGCAGGGAGAAACGCUUUCCGCGAGUUCCUCCGAACAGAAUUCAGCGAAGAUAAUAUGCUUUUCUGGUUGGCCUGUGAGGAACUGAAAAAAGAAGCUAAUAAAGGCAUCAUAGAAGAGAAAGCGAGGAUAAUCUAUGAAGACUACAUUUCGAUUCUUUCUCCUAAAGAGGUCAGCGUGGACUCCCGGGUCCGGGAAGUCAUCGAUCGGAACAUGGUGCAGCCGUCCCCGCACACGUUCGAUGACGCGCAGCUGCAGAUCUACACCCUGAUGCACAGAGACUCGUACCCCCGCUUCAUGAACUCUGCGCUCUACAAGGAUCUGCUUCGGUCGUUAUCUGAGAAGUCCGUCGAAGCGUAGGAGUUUUCACCUCUAUUUAUUAUUAAUAAAGUACCACGAGACCUCGCGGACGACCUCUAGUGCAGGGAAAUUAGAGGUAGGAGUGCACUGCCCUGGAGUAACACUCGGGCUGCUGUGAUUACAGCGCCCCUCUGCAGAGGGCUGGCUGUUCGCCCGGUAACCUGCAGCCCUCAUUAGCGAUGCUCUUGAGAAAAAAAUGGGAUAGGGUUGUUUUAGAAAGAUAGUCUGUUUACAUUUACAGUAACAGUAGUGUGUUCUCAACAGCAAAGGAAGCAGAAGGCUCCGUCCUGCUUGGGGCGUGUACGGACUCUGGAGCAGACAGGACCACUUUUGUUUUGCAUGAAUUCAGCCACCAAUUACUCUCCCCCAAAGGAAAGAACCUUCUAAGUGUUUCUCUGCUGCCCCUUCCUUCCAUCGAGCUCAGUUUUGAUAACAUCACUUAUCGGUGCCAUUACCAGUCCCAAGUUCACAUUUUGUUAAGAUGUGACACUACCUGUAGAAAAUGGUGUUCCACUUAUCUUAGAAUGUAUUUGUAUGUACAUACAUGUGUGUGUGUAUAUCUGUAUAUGGUUAAUGUAAAGCUGAAGUGGGUCGGUCUCAAAUGUUUGGGGAGAGCAGUGCUGAGGAGAUUCUUGUUGAGAAAAGUUACCAUUAUUUUAAUAUCAGAAUUUGCCAACCUGAAGAAUGACUUUUUAUGUUCACAGUUUGGUCGUGUUUACAAUACUGCUUUCAAAUCAGCAAAUUUCCAUUUUUUUAUUAUUGAGAUGAAUAUGAGCAUUUUCACUCUUUUAAAAAAUAAAGCAUAAGAAGAGUUUUAUCUCAAUCCUUAUUUUUUUCUUCAUAGAUAAGUAUUUGGGACAUGGAAGGUUAUGUAAGUACAGGUACACAUAAGAUACCUUUAAGCUCCAAGACUACA
This is a messenger RNA of Choloepus didactylus (southern two-toed sloth), 2167 nucleotides long. It is a transcript of the gene RGS20, whose product is annotated as regulator of G protein signaling 20. NCBI's taxonomy places the organism in Eukaryota, Metazoa, Chordata, Mammalia, Pilosa, Megalonychidae. The transcript has 5 exons. The record is from RefSeq and is a predicted model, not a curated record. Bases 523 to 1251 code for a protein of 242 amino acids.